AAAGUGUUCAAACCAAUGAGAACUUCCCAACUUUCCUGCAGAGUUAAGAAGGCUGGGGGAAAAUCCGUCCGCGUAAAAGUAACGUAGUAUUCCCGUCCGGUUUGUUAAAUACCGCACGCAUACAUAAUGAAGAGUAUUUAAAGAGUCGUUCAUAUAAUAUAUAUUGGGAUAUGAAUGCUAGUAAUAUGCGUCGCUGUUACCGAAGGAAUACGAAAAGAGCUGCUUGGAUUUCUAUAGCGUACUGAAGGAGAAAAUUACAACAACAACUGUGCACAACCAGAAGUGCUGGAAUGGAAUGAGCGUCACUUAAGGCUUGUGGAAAUCUUUUUUUUCAUAAUGUUUUAAUAAACUAUGAAGAACAAAUGGAUCCAUGAAUCUUUACAGCAGACAGCGCUGCCACUAUAAUAAUUUUAUUACACCGGACAGAAUUAUAAGAAGAUUUAUAAAUCAGGAUUAUUACAAACAGCAAUUUGUCGUAAUUGGAGGACUAAAGGAAUCAAUUGGGUUUCUACAGUUUAUUUUUAACACAUGAAUAAACAGAAAUAUAUACUGUGACCAAGUUUUCUGCCACAUGUUUGCAGUCAUCAAAAUGUCAAGGUCUGCCAACUUAUUGUCCUCUUUAAGCAGAAUGAUUUUUCAUUUUAGUUGCAUAUUUGUGCUAUUUCCCUAUUUUUCAGUUGCUUCUCCUUCUCGUGGUCGUCGACUGAUAUGCUGGCAAGCAAUAAUGAAAUGUCAAGGGGAACCGGAGUGCGACCAUGCGUACCAACAAUACGCUCUUGCAUGCGCCCCCGUAAUAAAUGGAGAGAGAACGAAGUGUCCUAGACAUUGCAUCGCCUCCUUCAUACAGCUCAACCUAACUAAGAACGGGCCAUUACUCGAGGAUUGUGAUUGUGCUACGGAUAUUAUUUGCAAAAAUGCUAAACGUGCUAUCGAGCCUUGCUUGCCUCGGACAAGUAAAAUGGGCUGCACGGAAGCCCGGCGCCGGUGCGAAAGAGACGCUGAAUGCAGCGCUGCAAUGCGCGAAUACUUAAUCCAUUGUAGUAAACUGUUUGACGGGGUAAGGUGCACAGACGCUUGUAUGAAUGUGAUUGCAAACAUGCGCAAAAUACCCAAAGCAGAACAAUUAGAUACUUGCAUUUGUGAUGGAACGGAGAGGAUAAUCUGCGAAUACGUAAAAAUUAACAUGAACACGCUUUGCUUUGGCUCUCACCGAACUUAUGAUGGUAGCGGACUGCCAGAUUCAGAGGAAGAUCAUGAUGGGAUAGACGAAGAUGCCGAUUAUCAACUUGUAGGUAAUGCAGCGUGUCCUGAAAACGUUCAUUGUAUCUUGAAUUUGGUAGCACCUGUUCUGAUUUUGUAUCACGUAUCUUAAACUUUCAAUUAUAUUUACUGCACCGAUUGCCAGCACGCAACGGCAACUGAACAUUUCUCACUCCAAAGAAUUUAAAGUCACCUCUAUUCUGAAAAAAAUAUGUAUUUUCUAUGCAAUUUAUUAUUUUUAUAUAAACGACGUGGAAGCAAAGUAGCCUAACUGUCAUAACAAAUACUUUUUUUUUUCAAAACUACUGCCUUGCCUCAGCUUUAUUGUUGAAAACUGGAUCGUCCAACAUGUAUAGUUUUUAUAAUAUUGAAACUUGUUUUAAAAUUUGUGAACAAAUUCUAAACAAAAAGCUAUUCACUGCCAACUAUAGAAUAUAAUAAAAAAAAUGUAAACAUAAUUGCAUGUUUUAUCAGCAUGCAGGCAAUCAAUCUGUAAUAUUCAAUUAAUGGUGAAAUGAAGUAGACGUGUCAGAAUACAUUCAGAAUUACUAUAUGCAUAAAUACACACGUGCACGUGUAGCCAGACCAUAAAAUGAGAAUUCCAGUUUUAAAUGGAUUGUUUAAUUGUACGUAGGAAAACGCUGCAUGAUUUGUUGCAUGCAGUUCAGGGGGUGUUUAAUUUUUGUGCAUUAUGAUAAAAUGCGUUGUAUACGUAUACAAGUACGCUUUGCAUAGUUACGUUCAUUACAUAUUUUUAAACGCUUAUGUUUCUCUCAAUAAACACACCUAGUCACGAACGCACAUUAUAUGUAUAUUUGUUGAAUUGAACGUUAAAAUUGUACGCUUUCUGAACGGGAAAGUACUGCGUUAUUUUUAAAACGAACCAGUAGGCCUACUUUUAAUGUUUUACCUAAAACCUUUUACAGCACUGCAAUUAUAUAUAAAUCCUUGAUUGUUUUAGUAUUAUACGUGUAAUAAAGAACAAUCCAUAAAUUUUAAAGUGAUGUCAAUUGAA
Messenger RNA from Paramormyrops kingsleyae, 2275 nucleotides. RefSeq names its product growth arrest-specific protein 1-like. Gene Ontology annotation, biological process: regulation of cell cycle. Lineage: Eukaryota; Metazoa; Chordata; Actinopteri; Osteoglossiformes; Mormyridae. The record is from RefSeq and is a predicted model, not a curated record.